Messenger RNA from Cucurbita moschata (crookneck pumpkin), 2103 nucleotides. RefSeq names its product transcription factor HHO5-like. NCBI's taxonomy places the organism in Eukaryota, Viridiplantae, Streptophyta, Magnoliopsida, Cucurbitales, Cucurbitaceae. Bases 287 to 1429 code for a protein of 380 amino acids. Gene Ontology annotation, biological process: regulation of DNA-templated transcription. The transcript is spliced from 5 exons. Gene Ontology annotation, molecular function: DNA binding; DNA-binding transcription factor activity. The record is from RefSeq and is a predicted model, not a curated record.
UGAUCUAGAGAAUCCAAAGAUUCCAACACCACCAGACUCGGAAACUCGACCAGGCCGAUUCGAUUUAAUUUCCCCGCGUCGCCGAUUUAUUGUUGUACUAGAUGCGACGACCCGGUUUCGUCAUCAAACAUAAACUCCCCCCUCGAAUCUUAGCCUCCUGAAUCUGAGCUGUUUAUAAAUACAAUCUCCUCUCCCUCUCUCUGUUUCUCUGUCCGUUCUCUAUUUUUGUUUCUUGCAAAUGAUCCGGAUAAACAUACACACAGUUCGACACACCCAGUAAUCGAUUAUGGAACCCAGCCUAGAUUUGUCCUUGGACUCAUUACCCAAAACCGUACCCCAAAUCCUUCUCCAACUCUCAUCCAUCUCCGAUUCCUUCACUAAACGCACCACGCUCGAUGAUUAUGUCAAGAGAUUGGAAGAUGAAAUGAGGAAGAUCGAUGCCUUUAAACGGGAGCUUCCUCUCUGUGUUCUUCUCUUGCAAGAUGCGAUUUUGAAGUUGAAAGAGGAGGUGUUGCAGCUUCAGUCGGUGAAGGAGUUGCCGGUGAUUGAAGAGUUCAUGCCAUUAAAGGGAAGCUCCGAUCAAGCCGACGGGGAAAACGAGAGGAGGAAGUGGUUGAGUUCUGCUCAGUUGUGGAACACGAAUUUCAAUUUUGUUGAUGACGAUAUCUCCAACGCCAAAUCGAAUAUGAACUUGGAUGGGGAUGAAGACGAUCGGUCCGUGCCACAGACCCAAAUCGAACACUGGGAUUGUGAAAAAAGACGAAGAGCAUUCGAAUUGUUCAAAGAUCAAAGCAAUUUCGUUAAAAGAUCCAAAAAAGAAGAUAUGGCGGUUUCAGAAGUCCCAAAACUUACUCUAAUGACAACAAUUUCCGAUCCUUUUCCUGUUAAUGUUAAUUUGACCGUCAAGAAUGGCCGCGUCAGUGGACGGAGCGGUAGAGCUGCUGUUUCUGGGUCGUCUUCGCCGGCGGUGCAAAUAAAUGGACAGACAAAAUUGUCCCAACAGCAGCAGACUAUAAGGAAACAGAGACGGUGCUGGUCGCCGGGGCUCCACCGGCGUUUCAUCGACGCACUGCAUCGACUCGGCGGAUCUCAAGUGGCAACACCAAAACAGAUAAAGGAAUUGAUGCAGGUGGACGGCCUCACCAACGACGAAGUGAAAAGCCAUUUACAAAAGUACAGGCUUCACGUUCGAAAAUUGGGCCCGCAGGAAGGUUCAAGCGGCGAGGGGUGGAUACCGGGAGAACACGACGGCGAGCACCACUCAAAGACAAGUGGUACGCAGGCGGGAUCUCCAGAUGGGCCACUCCAGGGCGGUGGGUCUGUAAAAGCUCUGUCCAUAACCGAAGGGGAGAGUAUGGAAGGGGAAGAAGAUGCGAAAUCGGACGGCCAUAGUUGGAAGGGAAGGAUUCAGAAACAUGGAGAUGUGUGAGGAAUUGGAAAGAAGAUAGGUGAACGAAUGGGGUGUUUCAGUUCCGACAAGUUUUGCAGAGAAAUGGAUACAAAAUGGGGAAUUUGAAAUUUCUAAUUUUGUAGACACCACAGAGGAAGAGGAAGUAAGGUAAUAACUGUAACUCACAAAGUUACAUAUGGUCUUUUUUGGGCUUUUCUUGCCCAAGGGUAUCUAAUUAUCGCUAGUAGAUAUUGUCCUUAAUCUUAUAGACGUUCUUGUUUGAAUUUUAAAACGCAUUCAUCCAGAGGUUGAUUGAUGUAAUGGUCACAGUUCUAUUCCUCUUUACCCAAUUGUGAGUAAUAGAUAGCAAUUUGAGAAUGGGAAUUUAAAAGAAGAGAAUAGGAGUGGGACUGACAAAACAGAGGGCCACAAUCUGAUUGUGAAGGCCUCUGCUCCAUUGAGGAAUUGAUAAGAGAAGCUGCAUUUCACGUGGAUUCUCACCAUGUUAUCAAGCAGCCAUGUGGUGGAUGAGCACUUGUGAAGCACGUAGGUGCCAUCUUCCCUUCCCCCAAUUGUUAAUGGAAUAUAGCAUCAUUCCAUAAAUAAAGCAAUGGAGAACACAGAGUGACAAACUUUUGGCCCUCUUCUGGCAUCGAUCAAAGCCUUGGAGUAGUGGUGCAACGCAUAAUGAAUGUUCUUCACAUGGGGUUUCA